AUGCGUAAAGAUAUCAUUCUGGACAAUUUGGGAAUACAUCAAUCUCGGAAAGGUCAGUACGGUGUUGAGGAUGUGAACCCCUUCAUCACCACUCCAUCACUUUCGUUGAACUUCACAAUUGUGGCAGGACACACCUGGACCCCUCAACUUUUGUAUCUUGUUCAGAACGGGUCCUUUCUAUAA
This is a messenger RNA of Botrytis fragariae, 183 nucleotides long. RefSeq lists its product as uncharacterized. The coding region runs from base 1 to 183 and encodes 60 amino acids. The record is from RefSeq and is a predicted model, not a curated record. The transcript is spliced from 2 exons. NCBI's taxonomy places the organism in Eukaryota, Fungi, Ascomycota, Leotiomycetes, Helotiales, Sclerotiniaceae.